Molecule: messenger RNA, 6600 nt
Organism: Motacilla alba alba
Lineage: Eukaryota; Metazoa; Chordata; Aves; Passeriformes; Motacillidae
Gene: TBC1D1
Product: TBC1 domain family member 1
Exons: 9
Coding region: 3431-5008 (525 amino acids)
Source: RefSeq, a predicted model, not a curated record
AGCAGAGUCUCCUUACCGAAUGGAUCACACUUUGAUCUGUUAGAAUACUACAUUUAUUUUGAAAGAAGGUUUUUAUUAUUCUUUUUCUAAAGAUCUGUCUCUUCUACUCUCUGUUUUAAACAUUCUAAGUAAUAAAUGUGUUUCCUCAAUUAUUUGAUUUUUACCUUUAUACCUCCCCACCCUACUUGAAAGCAGAUGUUCCUACUUCCGUAGCAUCGCUCAAGAGCCACUUUUUUUUUUUUUUUUUGGCUAUGCAAAUAGUCCAGGACUCUUUAGUGCUCUGUUCACUGGUAAAAAGGUGAAGAGAACAAAAUCUCAGUGAUCAUUUUAAACCCGAUGAAGUAUGGACAAACUCCAAAGCCCUAAUUUUCAGUUGGGUCAGUUUUCUGGUCCCACUCACAGUAUUGCACAAGCAAUAGAGCAGGCAGGGACAGGUGUCUGGAGGGUGAGGGUGGGUGCCCUUACUCUGCUCAGGAGCAGGACAUCCUUAAAUCAGUGUAGACUGAUAAAGAAACUUCACCUUGCACUGCAGUGCAGCAAGAUAUUCACUUACAUGUAUUCAGCAUCUACAAAUCUCUGUGCAGUGGACAGUUAUAACUACAGUUUUCACAUGUUGACUGUUCAGAAUUGGUCAUAGUAGGAGAACUGUUUUGCAGAUUGUCAGAAACUCCCAGCAGAGUCAAUUGCUGGAUUUAGGGGGAGAUGUGAAUAGUUUUUGAAGGAAACGGUAGGAAAGUAGUGGUGCUUGUUGGAGCUUUCUUGGUAAGGGAGGUGUUUGGAAGUAGACAACAAGAUUUUUGUAAUAGCUAUGUCAGUUUUAGGUUGGAGAAUGGGUAAUUUGUUUUAGUGUGGGCAAUGUGUAAUGAAGUUACCUGUUGAAUAGUGAAAGAAGUUGAAAUUCAGAGCAAUGAGAUGCUUGUGCCACUUAGUAGUACUCAGCGCAAAUAUACUCAGAUAAAAAAUCAACUUCAUUUUAUUUUACACCUUGAGUUGCAGAAAAAAUUGUAUAGAAAGCACAAGUAUUUCUGUACAGGAAAAUGAACUUGAUUCAUUAAUUAAAAUUAAUUUGGUUUCAGCCUCUAUCAGAUAGAGGUGUCAAACUGUUAAAUCCUAUGUGCUGAAGAAAAGUUUGAAUUUGAAGAACUGUUAUUCUUUAAACCAGCUGUAGUUAACACCUACCUAUCUGUUUAUGUGCUUUGUGCUGUGGGCUAUAUCUCUUCAUUAUUUAAGCAAAUUUUUUAAAAAUCAUUUUGUAGUAGCAUUGCAAAUACUAUAAGCUGUUGCUUUAGCAUUCUGUGCUUAAGAGUGUUUAUGGGGUGUAAACUAUUUGUAAUGUGUUUGCCAAUACUGUUUUAGCAGCACAGUUAUUAUUAAUUCAAACCAGUUGGUUAUAAUUAAUUACUCAGUUCUGCGCCUUUCAGAGCAAAUAUGUGCUCAAUCUUGAUUUGCAGCACAGAAGUUUGGCUACAGCCAGUAAGUACAUGAUUAAAGUUUGAUGGCUUCUGUGCUCACUGAAAUAUUAGGGCAUUCCUUUCUCAGGGAUUGAUAAUUUUAGCAAAUGAGAUUAAUUUGGAGGUAGUGAGUACUUUUUAAAAAGUCUUGGCUUUAAAGAAAAGCAAAGUCCAAAGCAUCUUUCAGAGCUGAUUUUAAUCAACAGUGUUGAAAUACACAGUUUUUCAAGAAUUCCUCAUUCAGCCAUUGCUUUAAGUUGUAUGUCAGAUUAGAAGAACUUGUUGCUUCUUGUGAUUCUGUAUCUGAAACUUUCUGAUUACAGAAGGCUCCGGGUCAUUUUACCACAUCUGAUUAUAAAGUUAAAUAUUCCUGGCAGCUGUGUAAAAUAAUAGGAAUAUUAAAUCUUUGGUUAUAGAAGCUUGCAUUUCUCUUUAUUUCUGUACCAUGUGUGAAAGACGGUGUUGUACAACCCGAAUGGAAAUUCUGAAGAGAACUAAGGAUGUUGUUGAUGUCUUUUAUUUUGGCAUUGAAUCUUAAAUGACUUUGAAAUUCUCUUGUUUGUUUGCCAAACUAAAUUUUGUAAAGUUUAAAAUGCAACAAAGAAAAAUAACAUAAUGUAGUAAAUAAAAGGCUUAAUGGAUUCUUCUGUCCAGAUUCUCACCAUAUGUUGUCUAACUUUUUAACCCCAGUGUAUGUGACUGGUAAACACUGCAUGUAGAGAGACAUGUGUAAACAAUUCUGUAGUGAGGUUGGUGAUAAUGCAUUAUUAUUGAGCCUCCUCCCUAUCAGCCCUUCCUUUCUACUUGAAGCGUUGGAGUUUCUAAUCAAAGAUGAAUCUUCUUGUUUUGGUUUUGACAGUUGAGCUUGGUUAGACUAAGUGAUUCUGAAAAAAUGUUUUUUAAAUUUAGGCUUUUAGGUUGGUUUGUCACUUAAACCUUAUUUAAUACUGAGGUGGACUGAUUAGGAAAAUAUUUGAUAAACUAAUUUUUUCUUAGUGAUUUAAAAUAUACCUGUUCAUAUAAUUUCUGAUCAGAUAUUGUCUGUUUUAAUUACUACUGAGGUCAUACACUAUCUUUCCAUGUACAGACUUACUUUAGUAUGAGCCCUGGUAGUAAUAUAUCAUGAUACUUCCUUCUUAAUCUUUUGUACUUUAUUUUUGUGUCAUCUUUCCAUUUAAGAGUUUUGUGUCAUGAAUUUGUUGAUCUUUUUGGAGUGUAGGGAUACUCUUCACCUUAGGGUUGAAGCACUGCCGUGUGAAGCCAACAGCUGAAUAUAAGGGAAUAGAUGAGCUGUACAAAUUCCAUCUCAGUCCAUUGUUCCUGCUGGCUUUGUCCUUUGUUGGGUAUUAUAAGUAGUGGAAGCAUAAGAGGAAUGCUUUUCAGGUAUGUAUGGAUGUGCUAGAAUAUUUGAGCAACAUUUCCAUCUGGUUCAUGAGAAGUGUCAUCUGAAAUUCAGUACCUUGAAGAAGUUCUCACAAGCCCAGGAAAGAUGGUGGUUUUCCCAGUGAAGUGCAGUUUCUCAGGGAAUCCUUGGGUUUGAGUCACAGACUUGUAAAAUUGCAUUGUGCAGAAAAAUAGUUCUGAAGUGUAGUCCAAGUAUGAACCUCAAGUGGAAAAUUACCAUAAAAUUACCAUUGAUCAAAUAUACUAAUAGUUAUUGAGUCACCAUGCCAAAUCCUGAACCUUAGAGAGCAGAAGUGCUAUGGGCUUGUAGGAGUAGCAUGUAUGGAGGUAGAAUUCUAUGUGGAAGCAAAGGAAGCAAUAUAUUUGAAAGAAGUUAGGGUCAGGUCAAACCUGGAAUAGGAGUCAACAAAAGCUGACUAAGUUGGCAGAUGAACAGGGAAGCAGUCUUUCAGUGUGCACUGAAGCAUUCAGAUCCUGCUUAAGUGCACCUUCUAAUCUCAUAAAAGUUCUGAAGGGUGCGCAUUGCUUGUUAACACAUGGCAGUUUGGUUCAGUGGAAUGUGAGCUCCCAGUUAGAUGCAGUUGAAUUGCUCUACUGUUUGUCUUUGCUUUCUCUGCUAUCCUCCAGUGUGUAACAGCACAAUACUCAGUUCCUUGUCACAGUACUUCUGCUCUUGUCUGUUCUGCAUCUGGAAGCUGGGUGAUUACUGUGAAUUGGGAGAUCUCCCACCCAGAUCCCCAUUGGAACCAGUGUGUGAGGAUGGCCCCUUUGGGCCAGUGAAAGAAGAAAGGAAGCGGACACCCCAUGAGCUUCGUGAGCUGUGGAAGAAAGCCAUUAUCCAGCAGAUACUGCUCCUCAGAAUGGAGAAAGAAAACCAGAAGUUACAAGCAUCUGAAAACAAUUUGCAGAACAGACGUCUGAAACUUGACUACGAAGAAAUCACACCAUGCUUAAAAGAUGUAACUUUGAUUUGGGAAAAAAUGUUGAGUACACCUGGAAGGUCAAAGAUUAAAUUUGAUUUGGAAAAAAUACACUCUGCUGUUGGACAAGGAGUACCACGUCACCACCGUGGGGAGAUCUGGAAGUUUCUAGCUGAGCAAUACCAUCUUAAACAUCAGUUUCCAAGUAAACAACAACCAAAGGACACACCUUAUAAAGAACUCCUAAAACAACUAACUUCCCAGCAGCAUGCAAUUCUUAUUGACCUAGGGCGCACAUUUCCAACACAUCCAUACUUCUCAGCACAGCUGGGAGCUGGGCAGCUGUCACUCUACAACAUUUUGAAGGCCUAUUCACUUCUGGACCAGGAAGUAGGAUAUUGCCAGGGCCUUAGUUUUGUAGCAGGAGUUUUACUACUUCAUAUGAGUGAAGAAGAUGCUUUUAAAAUGCUGAAGUUUCUUAUGUUUGACAUGGGCCUGAGAAAACAAUAUCGUCCUGACAUGACCAUUUUGCAGAUCCAGAUGUACCAAUUAUCUCGACUUCUUCAUGACUACCAUCGAGAUCUCUAUAACCACCUAGAGGCACAUGAGAUUGGCCCCAGCCUCUAUGCUGCUCCCUGGUUUCUCACCAUGUUUGCCUCCCAGUUUCCCCUUGGAUUCGUAUCCAGAGUGUUUGAUAUGCUCUUUCUUCAAGGAUCGGAAGCCAUAUUUAAAGUGGCUUUAAGCCUUUUGGGAAGCCACAAGCCCUUGAUUCUGCAGCAUGAGAAUCUAGAAACGAUUGUUGAUUUUAUUAAAAGCACUCUCCCCAAUUUGGGUUUGGUACAGAUGGAAAAGACCAUUAGUCAGGUGUUUGAAAUGGAUAUUGCCAAACAGUUGCAAGCUUAUGAAGUUGAAUAUCAUGUGCUUCAGGAUGAGCUUAUAGAUUCAUCUUUAAAUGACAAUCAGAGACUGGAUAAAUUAGAAAAGGCAAACAGCAGCUUGCGCAAACAAAACUUUGAUCUCCUGGAAGAACUGCAGGUGGCUAAUGGAAAAAUCCAAAACCUUGAAGCUACAGUAGAGCUUUUAUUGACCAAUGAAGGCAAACUGAAGCAGUCCAUUCUCACUCUUGAGCAGGAGCGAGCAGCUCUGCUGAAAGCUGUGGAAGAGAUGCAAAAAAAGCUGGGUGAUACAGAUGGGAAGCCUCCUCUUACUAGACAAGAAUUGAAUGCUGACUGACCCGCACAGUUUUAAGGGAGCAGAGAAGCUGAGCAAGAAACAAAGGGAAGAACUGAGUCAUUUUGUCAUGAUCCAUGGGGAUUUGACGUUGUCGUGUUUGUUGUACACACCUUACUGUGGCAGAGCAAGAUAUGGGCAUGGUGGCUUUCCAUAUCAGAGAAGCUGGUUUCCUGGGGCAAGACUCUUCUCUUCUUAGUAUGUAGAAAUACUGCGAAGAGUAAAAUGCCACAUAAGAAAUAGUAAACAGGAGAAACUUACUAGUGUGUGCAGUCAUACGCAAUACACUGUAAAUAUGGUAUGGAUUCUUCAAUAAGUGCUUCUAAACCUAAGUGCUUUGGGUUUGUCACAUUUUUGUUUAUGUCUGGAUCACCACCAAGUUAAAUAGCACAUCCUUUAGAAGGUCUUUUGAAGAAAUAUGUCAGUGUAAAACCUUUGAGUGGAUGACUGCCCCAUUGCAGCUAUGCUGUGGUAACAUUUACAGGUGAUUUGUGAUUGGACUUGAAAUUUUUGUUGGUAUAAUUCCCCUACAGAUUGGUUGGGUUCUGUUAAUUAUGUUGUUUACACCUCAGAAAACUGCUUCCUGAUGCUUGAAGGUGUCAAUCCAUUGAACUCCAGGGAGCUGGACAUUAUUAUAUGUAACUAUGCAUAACUGGGGGUUGCCUUCCUUUUUUUUAAAGUAUGUUGGUUGAGUAUAGUUCUUCUUUAACUACAAUUAAUUUAGUGUAUUGUUAGUUAGCAUUAUCUGAUAAACAUACUGUAUAUAGUAACUGCAUUAUUCUUAACAAAAUAUACUGACAUUAAUUUGGAGAAGCCUGUGACUCUUGCAGUGUCAUUCAAGGAUUUCUAUUCACACUCCUCAAAUUUCAUCUUAUUUAUUUCUGAUCUGCUAUGUGAUGUAAGACAUGUUUUUGCCAGGAAAGUAACAUCCACUGUAAUUUUUUUCCCUUUAUUUGCUAUGCUAUGCCCACCCAUCCUCUGAGAAAUCUAAAGACUUUUUCUGAAGAAGUGGAGUCAUUUCAAGAGCUUCAUAGUGUGCCAGAUAUGCUUAAACUCUAGGGUAUAGAAGUUCUAAUUAGGACACCAUUAUUUUGCAAUGCAUCUUUCAAAUAAGAUUACAUAUCUAACAAAGUCUCACUUUUUUAAUGCAAAAAUAGUUUGCAAGCCAAUUAAAGCAACAUUGUGCAAUAAUACCCAUGGAUAUGCUGUUGUUGGGGUUUACUUCAUAAUUAGGAAUAUUGCCAUAGUUUUUUUCAGUUGCUAAGCACUGGGUUUGUAGGCACUGGUGUUUUGUUAUAGUGGAGAUUCACCCAGUAUAUGAUUUUAUAUGUUUGGUUUUUGCAAGUCCACUUUGUAUUCACUUAGUAUUGAAAUUCCACAUACAUCAGUUAUUAUUAAUCCGUUUACCUCUUAAGCUUGGGGUUUUUUUAUUUGGAAAUCCACAGUGAAGCUCACGCUUCAUGUUUAAAAUCUUGUCAUAAUGGACCUCACACUGUUAGAUCACUCAGUAAUGUUGCAUUUUUACAGCAUAGUGCCACAGUUCAUACACUGACUUUUUUAACAAAAGCAAUAAAAACAAUAAUAAUCUAUGCCUA